GUAUAAAAUGCUUCCCUUCUUCACAUCAAAAUUCAUUCGCUCUUCGUCACCGUGAGAACAAGAGGGAUCAGUUUUCCGACAACCCAUUCCUGAACUCUUGUUUGAGAAAAUCAGCAAAAGGGAGAACUAACUGCUAGCAGAGAAAAUGGCCAUGGUCAAUGGAGUUAAAUCCUGCGCAAAGCUGCUGAAGUCUUCAGAAUCAUUGUUGGUGAAAUCAGCUAAUCGAGGGAUUCACUCAACUGGUGUGAAGAAAAUGGGAGGACAUGCUCAUGGACAUGAUGAACCAUAUUAUUUGCACGCCAAGCAUAUGUACAACUUGGACAGGAUGAAAAAUCAGAAGCUGACCAUGACGCUUGGAGUACUCACUGCAUUCAGCAUUGGAGUGGGCGUUCCAAUCUUUGCAGUCGUCUUUCAGCAAAAGAAGACGGUCUCUGGAUGAUGACUGAAAGAACGUGCGUCGAUUCAUGUUGCAGCCCGCUUCCUCUAGUUCGUUUUCUUAAUUCUGUAUAAACCCUCUCAAAUGCACAGAAACUCAGAACGUGGAUUCUGUUUUUGCCAAUAAGUCUUUUCAUCAACAUCCCAUUAUUGGAUAUUUUUGUUAAAUUCUGUUUGUUCCGAAGA
This is a messenger RNA of Cucurbita maxima (winter squash), 621 nucleotides long. RefSeq lists its product as uncharacterized. The coding region runs from base 146 to 439 and encodes 97 amino acids. Lineage: Eukaryota; Viridiplantae; Streptophyta; Magnoliopsida; Cucurbitales; Cucurbitaceae. The record is from RefSeq and is a predicted model, not a curated record. The transcript has 3 exons.